Messenger RNA from Gossypium raimondii (Peruvian cotton), 1212 nucleotides. RefSeq names its product transcription factor MYB1. The transcript has 3 exons. The coding region runs from base 41 to 889 and encodes 282 amino acids. Lineage: Eukaryota; Viridiplantae; Streptophyta; Magnoliopsida; Malvales; Malvaceae. The record is from RefSeq and is a predicted model, not a curated record.
UGCUUUUAAUCUCUUUCUCUUUUUCUACCUAUAUAAACACAUGAUCUCAAAUUUCAAAAUUCAUUCAAAGUUCAAGUUCAGUGAGGGAAAGAAAGCAGCAACAAUGGAAGAGAAUAAGAGAGAAAAGAAAACAGCGGGCAAAAGAGGGUUAUGGAAAGCUGAAGAAGACUUGAUUUUGAAGAACUAUGUGGAAACUCAUGGUGAAGGCAAUUGGGCCAAAGUUUCCAAAUUAUUGGGGUUGAAGAGAGGAGGGAAAAGUUGCAGGUUGAGAUGGAAGAAUUACCUAAGACCAAAUAUAAAAAGAGGUGCAAUGUCUAAGGAAGAAGAAGACCUUAUUAUUCGUAUGCAUAACCUUCUUGGUAACCGAUGGUCAUUAAUAGCUGGGAGAUUGCCUGGUCGAACUGAUAAUGAAGUGAAGAACUAUUGGAAUACCCAUUUGAACAAGAAAACCAGUGUUUUAGGCAAAAGAAAAGGCAAAGCCAUUGAUGAAUCCAACCAUCAAUCUAUUCCCAAUCAUCAAAACAACACCAAUACCAACAUUGCAAUCGAGAAUCAAGGCGGCGAAGAACCAAUAGCGCCACCGCCGGCCGAGCUGCCAAUGAUUUCGAGUCCGAAAACGACGACGGACGAUGAAGGAUCGAUGGGUUUGUUGAAGGUCGAUGGGUUAACUGAUAAUACAUGGAUGGAACGUGCGGUUCGUUGCUUUGAUUAUGAUUAUGAUAAUAAUUAUGAAAUUGAAACUCCAUUGAUGAUGAUGAACAAGAACCUUAAUUAUGCACAUAUGGUGUUCGACGAAGAGCCUUUUACGCCUUGUUUGGAUUCUUUCGUUCUUUUUGAAGCAUUCGGGACGGAUUCUGAUUUGGGAAAAACCCAACCGUUCUUGCCUUAGAACUAUCACCGCCGUCUCUGCCGCCGGUUUGCUGGCCCGGGAGUUGUUUUGUGUUGAGCGAGUAAAACUAGUGAAAAAAAAAAAGUGGGGGAUUAUAAUUUUAACUUAAAAUCCCAUAUGCUUAAGUUAAAAAUUAUAAUUCUUUUCUUGGAAAAAAAACUUUUUGUAGGAUUCAAUUUUAAAAAUUUAAAUGUUUUGUUUUAUUUUAUUUUAUUUUUUGUAAUAUCGGAAAUUCGUGUAUUCGUAUCAUGUAUAUGUUCGUAUUGUGUCGUACUCGUGUUUAAAUCUAUUAAAUGUUUUAAUAUUAUUUUCGAUAUUAUCUA